This is a messenger RNA of Geodia barretti, 1062 nucleotides long. Lineage: Eukaryota; Metazoa; Porifera; Demospongiae; Tetractinellida; Geodiidae. The record is from the annotation of a GenBank genome assembly.
GAUCUGUUCACGACAAUGAAGGUGGUAGAUGUGGUUGAGUUGGGACUGGGAGCUAAUGCUGCUCUCUGUGACAUACACCGUCUUCACUGGAACACUGACGCACAUGGAGCUAAAGGAAGGUACCAAUCAGCAGAAGCUAAGAUGAAGUCACCCUUCAUUGUGGAACUGAAGCCAAUGGAGAUACAUACUUUUAACAUAACAAUCUCCAAGACCUCAAAGUUAAUGUCUUCACCACUACGAAUAGAGUCAGUACACAGCCUCAUCUCGAUGUCAUCACUGGUUGGAGGAGAGAUCUCUUUCCUGAACCAUGGUGGAGAGUUCCAGGAACAGCAUGCGUUGAAUGGACCACAUCCCGCACCAUCCCAGAGAGGAUCGUCUCCAUAGAAGAUGUACUGGACUCUAUUCUCACUGCCAGUGUCACAGAAGUAGUCAUUUCCGAUAAAGCCAGGGCAACCGAAGAGCAUCCACCACCAUCAAAUGUUCCUAGCACACAGUCUGCGAGGACUGGUGAGGGUCUUCAGACCAGAUGGACAGGUACUGUUAGUGUCGUUCAUGUUGAUAGAGGCCACCCUCAUCCAGCCUCCAGCUACACCGUUGCAGCUCCUCUCCAUGUCACAGUACAUUUGACAGGGUUUGUUGUCAGUUCCACUGAUCCAGUAGAGAGCCGAGGGAGACUGUGGGGCCAGCUGGAGGAUCUCCUUGCAGGAGGAGGCAGGGUGACUGGGAGUGUAGCCAGGAAUGAAGAAUUGGGAGAUCUUUGUCAGCAGAAAGUCUCCAGCUUGGUUCAGCUCACUCCUGAUCUCCUCCCUGAGCCGACUAGCAGUAGUCAGUACUACUAGGUCAUUCUCCUCAUAGACACAGACUGCUGUGCUGUAGACAAGCAGUACCACAGACACCAAGGCAAUGGGAGCCAUGUUGAUAAAGUCACCUUAUGCAGAAGUUAAUUUCUGCCCGUACUUUUAUAGAUACAAAGAGACUUUACCACCAUUGCAGUUCAUUACAAUCAUCAUAAUGUGCUGCAAUAUCUGAGAAUGAUCACAAGUCACCUGCUGUUGGAUACUA